AAGAAUACUGUGUGGUAGAAAUGAUUGUUUUCCCAUUGUGAAAUAGGCUUUACGGCUAUUUUCAUGCAGAUGAUUGUGUCAAGUUACCUACCCUCUGAUGUCAUCGAUGUGCGACUUUACAAGUAGUUUUCGAACAGGGGAAGCUAACGUUCGUGAGAAAGGUAUGCCAAUGUGAUCAUGGCCAGCAGGCAGUGGUGUGAGGGUCACUCCACCCCAGUGCUGUGUGUGGGGGCCUCUGGGGMUCCGGAGGGUCUCCUAGCCUCUGGCUCAGAGGAGGGUGAGGUAACAGUGUGGAACCAGGAGGGAAAGGUGUUAGCUAGUCUCCGUCUGCCCAGCGGGGAUGAUGUGACCASCGCUGUGUUCUCACCGGCGGCUCCAGGCCUGUUGUAUGUGUCCCACGGGGAGAUGGUGAGCGUACUGGACCCUAGGAGCCUGAAGGGGGCGGUAGAGGAGCUGCAGGGUGCGGGAGAGGAGGAGAUCAACUCUCUGGCUCUGAAUGAGACAGGCUCAGCUCUGGCCGUGGCUGAUGACUCAGGGGUGGUGAGGGUGCUAGAGCUGCCGGGGGGCAAAGUAAACAGGACGCUCCGCAGACACACCAACAUCGUCUCKUCUGUGGCUUUCCGCCCUCUCAGGCCCAACAACUUGGUCUCAGCCGGGCUCGACAUGCAGGUGAUGUUGUGGAGCCUACAGAAGACCCGCCCCGUCUGGACCCUCAACCUGCAGGAAGUGGCUGAGGAAGAGGAGGGCCAUCAGCAGAAGGCCGGUCAGCUCUUCAACCCACCUCUGGCCCACUGCGUCUCUGUAGCAACCUGCGGGAAUGUUUUGGCCUGCGCCGCCGAGGACGGACGUGUGCACCUGAUGCGGGUCGGCAGUGGCUCCAAACUGGACCAGCAGGGGGCCAUCAAGGCCCACAGCCAGGGAGCCUCACAGGCCCACUUCCUUAGCUUCUUACCCCACCCAUACUGGCUGGCAACUGGGGGCAACGACGGCAUGGUGGCCCUCUGGGACCUAAGUCAGAACCCGGUAGUUACUGUUGAGGAUCAGGGCAAGCCACAAGCAGCACCAGCCCACCGCAGGAGAUCCAAGGCCAGGGCUAAAGCCAAACUCCAGGCCAAGUCCCAGCAGGCAAAAGAGGAGACUAAGAAGGAGAGGGAGGAGGAAGAGGUGGAGGAGGGCAGCAGAGUGGAUCAGUCACCAGGCACGGAGGAGGCCCUGAAGUCAGGACCUAAACUCAGCUUCAGCCAUGGGGACAAGGUGAACUGGGUGUGUCCCACUCUGCUGAGAGGAGAGCCCAGCCUUGUGGUGGCUGACCAGAGCCCUAACCUGUCUGUCUACUCUCUGGCUGGUCUAUAGACGUAACCUGUCUGUCUACUCUCUGGCUGGUCUAUAGACCUAACCUGUCUGUCUACUCUUUGGCUGGUCUAUAGACCUAACCU
Messenger RNA from Salvelinus sp. IW2-2015, 1436 nucleotides. RefSeq names its product WD repeat domain 53 (gene wdr53). Gene Ontology annotation, molecular function: protein binding. NCBI's taxonomy places the organism in Eukaryota, Metazoa, Chordata, Actinopteri, Salmoniformes, Salmonidae. The record is from RefSeq and is a predicted model, not a curated record.